AUGGAGACAUCUCCGGUACACCGCUCCUCUCACCUCAGGAUGACGGCCAUUGAAGUGCGGCGUCUCAUCGAUGCCGAUGAAGAAACACUGGAAAGAUACGUCAGCUCGCUUCUUGAGAGAUACCAAGAACGCGAUAGAGAUAUCAAAGCUUGGGCACAUAUCGAGCCUGACAGGGCCCUUCGACAAGCUCGAUUGCUUGACCGAAUUCCACGGGAACGAAGAGGGCCACUACAUGGAUUCGUCAUUGGCGUCAAAGACGCCAUCCUAACAGAGGGAAAAACAACCACCACAGAAUUCACAGCAACCUUUGAGGGACCAGGCACAAGAAACCCACACGACACUUCGAGGACACCCGGCGGCUCCUCCUCCGGCUCAGCCGCCGCCGUUGCAGACAUGCAAGUCCCGAUUGCUCUUUGCACUCAGACGGUUGGAAGCACUAUCAGACCAGCAUCAUUCACAGGAGUCUACGCCUUCAAGCCAACAUGGAACGCCAUUUCACCCGAAGGCCAAAAGAUGUCGUCAUUAACGCUGGAUACUUUUGCCGUCAUGGCGCGCAGUAUUGCCGACCUCCAACAGGUAGGCAAAGUUCUUGGGCUUCGUGAUGAUGAGCCACCUCGCCAAAUACCAUUGACUGAGGCGACUUUUGCUUUCGUGAAGUCGCCAAUAUGGCCAAGUGCCGGGCCCGGCACCGUUGCGGCUCUGCAACGAGCCGCCAGGAUCCUCAUAAAGGCCGGCGCGCAUGUUGUUGAAGUCACGUUACCUCAUGAGUUUGACGAUAUAAUAUCUCUGCAGAACGAGAUACUGGAGGCCGAAGUUGGUGUAGCUUUCCACAGAGAAUAUAGCACCUCGCGGGACCAGAUCAGUGACUACCUCGCAAGUAUUGCACAGACUGCUCACACGGGGUCGAAGAAAGCAUACGUGAGAGCUCUGGACAAGAUUGCGGCGCUGAGACCAAAGAUGGACGAGAUCGCUGACCGGUACACGGCGAUUGUCACACCCAGUGCCAUAGACGUGGCACCUAAAGGGGCGGGGACCGGUAGCUCAGACUUCAACGCCAUGUGGACGGCCCUUCAUAUGCCCGUCAUCAAUGUUCCCGGAUUUAAGGGUGAGGAUGACAUGCCUGUGGGGCUAUCUCUCGUCACAUCGAGGUUUCGUGACGAGCAUCUACUCCAAGUUGCGCGGCAAGUAGGUGGUCUCUUCGCCGCCAAGGGAGGAGAUAUAUGA
Molecule: messenger RNA, 1224 nt
Organism: Colletotrichum siamense
Lineage: Eukaryota; Fungi; Ascomycota; Sordariomycetes; Glomerellales; Glomerellaceae
Gene: gatA-0
Product: Glutamyl-tRNA(Gln) amidotransferase subunit A
Exons: 3
Coding region: 1-1224 (407 amino acids)
Molecular function (GO): catalytic activity
Source: RefSeq, a predicted model, not a curated record